UUCAUGCUCGCCGUAGUUCGUCGUUUGUUUUUUGAUGCGGUUGUCGCAAUCUGUUUAAUCCACCAUAAUCUGUAACGUUUUUCCACAUGGAGACUGUUGAGUGUCUUAUCAUUUGGAACGACCACAAGAAAGUGAUGCACAUUGGUGGGAACAGGAAUAAGAACGAUGUUAGAAGCGCCUUUCUGACGUCUGAGCUAGGAAGAUGUGUUCCGCAAGGCUCAUCGUUAGUCAUUCAGGGAGCCAGCUCUGAGGGAAGUCAAAAAGCUGUAUAAGCUGCCUGAACCGACAUAGGACAUUCAAUGCGUCAAAUCUCUACGCCUUGGAGACAGCAUCACUUCAGAAAUGCGCAACCGCAUAGUGAAAUGGCUCCAUGCUGACAUUUUGCGCUAUGACCUACACCCAGGUAGAAAGAACUUGUACUACGAAGCUGCGAGUCAGUUGGUCUACAUGUACCCAGCUCUGAGGGAUGCAUCAGGAACAGGAUUUAAUGGUCCAGCUUUGACAGCAAGCCCUCCAAAUGAAACUUUUCAUGAAAGGUUGGCAUGGCUACGAAAUGAAAAGCCAACUGUACUGGAGGUUUUGAGGAGAUACCAUUCACUCGCAACUACCAGUGGGAUCCAUGAGGAGUUUUCACAGCACAGUGGGAAAAAUGCUGUGAAAGAACUGCUUUGGCUGCUCAACACCAAGGCAGAGAGCAUAAUACAGCUUGCCAGGAAGAGGAAAAGUGGGGCCAGUGUGGUUUCGCUUGUAAAUGAGAAACUUAAGGAGGUUUCCUGCCAGAGUGAGCAAAAAUAUUGCUACUCAGUUGGUGCUAUCUAUGCACUUUCUCAUAUCUUGAAGGAAAGCGCAGCUGCAAUGUUCACUUCUGAGGAGAAUGCUGUUUACCCGACGAUUAUCAGCCACGACCCUUUCAAGUUCGAGUCAUGCAGUGUCGCUGUAGAAGGUAGCAGGUAUGAAGUCGACGACACCUUGGCUGCAAUAGCUACAGCAUUUGAGCUGUACUGAGUUUUUAACCUUGAAUAUGCGCCAUCAUUGAAACGAACAUGGACGAUAUUGGAGCACUUUUUUGGCCUGAGCCAACAUAAAAAGAAUGGCAUCCUUGUUUCAAGGGUUGUCUCUGACCUCACCCCACAGCCUGAUAAAUGAGCUUAGGGCCAUAGCUGUAAACAGAAUGGCAGGUACCAACCGUACUUGUGUCCAAGUGUGCUCUAUUCAGCUUUUUUUACAAACGUUUGUUUCUUUUUUCUUUUUUAUCCUUGUACACGAAAGUGGUUUUUCAACUUACUGAAGUGCAAUGACAGGAUGCAGAUGUGCAAGCAGAGCACAUUUUUCUCUUAAUUUUGCAUUAUACCUUUAACUUGUCAUGUACCUAGUAUGGUGUGUUGUAUUAUAAU
This is a messenger RNA of Ornithodoros turicata, 1394 nucleotides long. RefSeq lists its product as uncharacterized. NCBI's taxonomy places the organism in Eukaryota, Metazoa, Arthropoda, Arachnida, Ixodida, Argasidae. The coding region runs from base 343 to 1005 and encodes 220 amino acids. The transcript is spliced from 7 exons. The record is from RefSeq and is a predicted model, not a curated record.